Haliotis rufescens (red abalone) is the source of this 1050-nucleotide messenger RNA. Its product is annotated as short-chain collagen C4-like. The transcript has 4 exons. Lineage: Eukaryota; Metazoa; Mollusca; Gastropoda; Lepetellida; Haliotidae. The coding region runs from base 14 to 814 and encodes 266 amino acids. The record is from RefSeq and is a predicted model, not a curated record.
UAGGUCCUGGUAGAUGAGUAUAUAUGUCUCCCCGCUCUACCUUCACUGUCGGUGUGGAAUGAAGUCAAUGACGAUGCUGCAUACAACGUUCAUCCUCCUCCUCUGCGUGGAACUCGUCGCAGGUGCUUCUUUGAACAAAACCGAUGUCAUUACUCCGUGCUCGGCUUCCACGAACCGGCAGUUCUUGCAUGAGCUGAGGUCGCUGCUGAGCCUCUAUCUGGGGGAGAAGGUUCUACCGCCAGUGACCUCCACUCCACAAAGUAGCAGCUCAGGAGGAGGAGCGAUAUUCACUCGGUGGGGAAAGACAACAUGUCCGUUAGGAAAUGAUGUCAUGUAUAAAGGUUAUGCAGGAGGAAGUCACUACCAGGCCAAGGGUGGACCAGGGACAACUCUGUGCCUUCCUGACUCUCCUAUCUACGCCAACCAUACUGCAGCAGGAUCAAGCAGUACUCUCUAUGGGACUGAGUAUCAACCUUAUCAAGCAACAGCGCCUCUGCACAACAUGUUACAACAUGAUGUCCCUUGUGUGGUGUGCCGCAGUCGUGACAGGAGGAGUGCUGUCAUGGUCCCUGCCAGGAAUCAGUGCUUCCCUGAGUGGCACCUGGAGUACAAGGGGUACCUCUUUGGGGGUGGCACUGUAUACACAGGUUCAACUGAUUACGUGUGUGUAGAUGAAGACCCAGAAUCCAUAAAGGGAGGCCAUGCUGACACAAACGGACAUCUCCUGUACCUGGUCGAGUCUAUCUGUGGUCCCCUGCCAUGUCCACCAUAUGUUAAUGGCUGGGAGAUGACCUGUGCUGUUUGUACAAAAUAAAAAUCAUCUUUUAGUUCCGUGUCUACAAAUCAAUGAGAAUUGCGUUCUUGUCGGGACAAUGAAAAGCUGAUCAAGUUCGAAAUGUUUUGCGAGUUGAGGUGUCAUAAGGAAAUUAUCCUUUUUUGCACUAUACGUGCCAAAAUAGAAAUAUCAAGAUUACACGUUGUUUGGAAAAGAGAUAUACUAUUCAUAUCCACGUUCAUGUCAAAUAAAAUCAAAAUGGAAAAAUUGUCAAA